Jaculus jaculus (lesser Egyptian jerboa) is the source of this 1781-nucleotide messenger RNA. RefSeq names its product basic leucine zipper and W2 domains 2 (gene Bzw2). NCBI's taxonomy places the organism in Eukaryota, Metazoa, Chordata, Mammalia, Rodentia, Dipodidae. Gene Ontology annotation, cellular component: membrane; cytoplasm. Gene Ontology annotation, molecular function: protein binding. Bases 114 to 1373 code for a protein of 419 amino acids. The transcript is spliced from 12 exons. The record is from RefSeq and is a predicted model, not a curated record.
GUCCUUCACUCCUCCAUUGUCUGCCGCCGCCACCAGCGCCGCCGCCGCCGCCGCAGGACUCGCCGCAGCCUCCAGCCUCGCGCGUCGUCGCUCCCUCCUCGGACAGAAAUUUUAUGAAUAAGCAUCAGAAGCCAGUGCUAACAGGCCAGCGGUUCAAAACUCGGAAAAGGGAUGAAAAAGAGAAAUUCGAACCCACAGUCUUCAGGGAUACACUUGUCCAGGGGCUUAAUGAAGCUGGUGAUGACCUUGAAGCUGUAGCCAAAUUCUUGGAUUCAACAGGCUCAAGAUUAGAUUAUCGUCGCUAUGCAGACACACUCUUUGACAUCCUGGUGGCUGGCAGUAUGCUUGCCCCUGGAGGGACACGCAUAGAUGAUGGUGACAAGACCAAGAUGACCAACCACUGUGUGUUUUCAGCAAACGAAGAUCAUGAAACCAUCCGCAACUAUGCUCAGGUCUUCAAUAAGCUCAUCAGGAGAUACAAGUAUUUGGAAAAGGCAUUUGAAGAUGAAAUGAAGAAGCUUCUCCUCUUCCUUAAAGCCUUUUCUGAAACAGAGCAGACAAAGUUGGCCAUGCUGUCUGGGAUCCUGUUGGGCAAUGGUACCCUUCCAGCCACCAUCCUCACCAGUCUCUUCACUGACAGCUUAGUCAAAGAAGGCAUUGCAGCCUCAUUUGCUGUCAAGCUUUUCAAAGCCUGGAUGGCAGAAAAAGAUGCCAAUUCUGUUACCUCUUCCUUGAGAAAAGCCAACUUAGACAAGAGGCUGCUUGAACUCUUUCCAGUGAACAGACAGAGUGUGGAUCAUUUUGCUAAGUACUUCACUGAUGCAGGGCUGAAGGAGCUGUCAGACUUCCUCCGAGUGCAGCAGUCCCUGGGCACCAGGAAGGAACUGCAGAAGGAACUUCAAGAGCGACUGUCUCAGGAAUGCCCAAUCAAGGAGGUGGUGCUUUAUGUCAAAGAAGAAAUGAAAAGGAAUGAUCUUCCUGAAACAGCAGUGAUCGGGCUUCUGUGGACCUGUAUAAUGAAUGCUGUUGAAUGGAACAAGAAGGAGGAACUUGUUGCAGAACAAGCUCUUAAGCACCUGAAGCAAUAUGCUCCCCUGCUCGCUGUGUUCAGCUCCCAAGGCCAGUCAGAGCUGAUCCUCCUGCAGAAGGUUCAGGAAUACUGCUAUGACAAUAUCCACUUCAUGAAAGCCUUCCAGAAGAUCGUGGUUCUCUUUUAUAAAGCUGAUGUUCUGAGCGAAGAAGCCAUAUUGAAGUGGUACAAAGAAGCCCACGUUGCCAAGGGCAAAAGUGUCUUUCUUGACCAGAUGAAGAAAUUUGUGGAGUGGCUGCAAAAUGCAGAAGAAGAAUCUGAAUCGGACGGUGAGGAAAACUAAGUCACAGGAAGCACAACGCCUCACACGGCAGAGCUGAAGCCCCUGGGGAUGAGAAACUUGGCUUCUGUCUUCACAAAGGAAAUAAACAUAGGCUAGGCCACCCUGUGCACUGGGGAAAUGGUUUUCAUUUUCGUUUUGUUUUUAAAUGGAGCCCUGAGGCAUCAGCUAAUACACUUGGGACUCUACCUCUCACUGUAUGCUAACUAAAGCCAUUCAACAAGGGGUCAAGUAGGAACCUGAAGUUAAACACUCAGCUGACUCCUUUUUUUAGCCGUAUUUCCAGGUACUGUGUGGUGAUCGCCCCACUGGUGUCUGUAUUACAGGGCCACUUUGGUAGUUGUGUUUCUGCUCGUGUAUGUGAUUUGACAAAACCAGUUUUUUAAAAUAAAUGGCUUUUCAAAAAUCGUU